ACAUUCAAAGUUAAACAUUUGCUUUGCUGAAAAAUCAUGCAGCCUUGCUGACAAUGUACUAUUUUAAAAGCAAUUGCUCAUUUGAGAGUAGCAAGAUUGUAGAAUCAGUUAAAAAGAUGUAGAGAUAGUAAAUCUGGAAGAACUGGCUUUGACAGUGCAGUAUGCCGAUUGCAGAUGAUUGAAACAAAGGAAGGGGGGGAGGUUGUUUGUCUCUAAAGAAAUUUAGCUUUGAGCUUUUGAGAAUCGGCAGAGCUUAUUAUUAAUUCAGGAUCAAAGUGGAAAUUGUUAGAAAUUUUAAUAAACGUGUUACUAUUCCAUCUCCGCUUCUUUGCUCUAUAAAUUUGAAUUAGCUACCUGCAAUUAAGCAAGUAUUGCAUUGACCAAAUCAUCAUUGAAAAGUUCGACUGUUGUAUUUAAAGAUGGCAGACCUUAAAGAGAAAGUGAUAAUCGAUACAGAUUGUGGAGUGGACGAUGCGCAAGCAAUAGUGAUAGCUUUGAGUAAACAAUUUUCUGAUACGAUUGACGUGAUAGGAAUAACUUGCUGCUCAGGAAAUGUGUCUGUUAAUCAAGUCACCAUAAAUGUUUUGAAAGUUCUUACUGUCCUUGGAAGACUUGACAUUCCGGUGUACAAAGGUUGUGAGAAACCAUUGAUACCUGUGGAUCUUGAUGCCUCUCAUUUUCAUGGAGAAGAUGGUUUAGGUGAUGCCAGUGAUAUUCCUGAACCAGACCCAAGCAUGGUGCAGAGUGAAUCAGCAGUCAACUUCUUAACAAGAAUUAGCCAAGAAAAACCUGGAAAGAUCACUUUACUUGGUAUUGGACCAUUGACCAACAUUGCAUUAGCAUGUAGGCUACAACCCAACUUUGGUAAAUGUUUUAAAAAGUUGGUAAUAAUGGGGGGCAACUAUCAAGGUAUUGGAAAUACUGCAUUAUGUGCAGAGUUCAACUUUCAUUUUGACCCUGAGGCAGCACUUGUUGUGUUAAGUGAGUUAACAUGUCCAAUAAUAAUGAUCACCUUAGAGUUUGGUGAAAAUAAUUUGUUUAGUCACCAGUUUUUAGAAGGUUGCUAUACUUAUGGUACAGCUAGAAGUAAUUUCCUCAAUAAAAUUACAGAAAGGUCACGUCAAUUGCAUGUUGAUGGAGAAUACGGAUUGCCUACUGAUGUCAUUUUCUUUGAUGAGUUAGCAGCAGCUGUUGUAGUUAGUCCUAGUAUUGUCAUUUCAUCAGAACAUGUGUUUGCAACUGUUGAGUUACAAGGAAAACACACUCGUGGACAAAUGGUUAUAGAUUGGAGGAAUGUGUUGAAGAAAAGAAAGAAUGUCUCCAUUAUUAAAGAGAUAAAUGUUGAAAUGUUUAAGGUGAUAUUUCAAAGAGCUCUACAAUAAUUUUUCUUGUGAAGUAGAAUUACAAACAGAAUAAAAAUUGAAUUCUAUGCAAAAAAAA
Molecule: messenger RNA, 1440 nt
Organism: Xenia sp. Carnegie-2017
Lineage: Eukaryota; Metazoa; Cnidaria; Anthozoa; Malacalcyonacea; Xeniidae
Product: inosine-uridine preferring nucleoside hydrolase-like
Exons: 2
Coding region: 420-1382 (320 amino acids)
Molecular function (GO): hydrolase activity, hydrolyzing N-glycosyl compounds
Source: RefSeq, a predicted model, not a curated record